AUGUUGUGCGGCGAACUCCUGAACGGUGGCUUCGUCAGUACCGGAGCGGUACCGGUGGUUCCCUACGGUCUCUUAGGAUUCUGGUUACCCGGCUGCCUACGUGCCACCAGUCCGACUUCGUUGAACUCGUCUUACCUGACCCUGUUGGCCGAACUUCUGGCCACGGGCCACCCGGAGCUUCGGGACGAGCUGAUGGACCUGGCGAAGAAGAACGAUCAGGCGCCCACCGACGGCGGUGUGGUCGACCUUGCCCUCGACUUGUACGCCGACGACAUGGACGAGAGCGUCUUCCUCGAGAACGGUCUGCUCUCGUUCGAGAACCCAAACUACCACUUGGAUCCGGCCCGGCUGGACGACGCGUUGAACAGCAACGGGAACGGCAGCUCCCUGUACGAUGAGCUCUAUCAGGAGUUAGUCAGCAGCGGUGGCCGUGGCGGCGAAGUGACCGGCGGCGGCGGCGACAGAAGCGGCGAAGUGACCGGCGGCGGCGGUGGCGGCGGCGGCGGUGGGGGUGGAACGAGGGCGCAGGCACGCAGAACAUACGCUACCCUGGAUCCCGGCAGCAUGGGGGUUGACGUCACUCAAGGUCCCCUCACCCGGGACACGGUGACGGAGGACGCGCCGGACAAUUCGGACAACCAUAACCUAGGGUACGGCAGCGAGGGUGGUGUUGCGGAGUCCGCUCUGGUCGACGACACCCUCAACGGAAAUCUUCGAUCAUCGUCGUCGGCGUCUUCCUCCUCGAAUCUGCCUCCCCUUCAGUCAGGAACCGCGGACGCGGUCGACGCUGCGAAUCUAUCCGGUUCGAGAAAUUACUGCGAGAAGCCAGAUAACGAGACUGUCGAGAUGGGCGGCGUUCCCCACGUCGAGGGUGGAUUGAACAGCGAGCUGUACGCGGUCCCCGUGAAACGAAGACAGCCCAAGGAUCAAAAGAACAAUGCCACUCAGCAGAACAAUGACCAGGAGAAGUCGUCCGAGGUGGACACCACGGAUUCCGAGGACAAAGACGAGAAUUUGCCGCCCGGCUGGCAGAAACACGAGGACGAAAAUGGCCCCUAUUAUUGGCACGUCAAAAGCGGCAAUAUACAAAGAGAGCCUCCGGAAGCACCGCCGACCUCGAAGAGGGAAUCCCGCAAGAAUCUCAUUAAGGACAACGACAGCAUAAACAAUUUCCACACUUCAAGCGGCAUGGUAAAUACCGUGACCCGUAGCAACACGAGUUCUUGUUUGUGCCAGGAGCUGGAGACCAAGAGAAGAGAAUUACUGCUCAAACGAAGGAGCUAUCCAGCAAGGGCAGACUCCGAGGGCAAAGACAAGCCGAUCAGAUUCGCAGUACGCUCUCUUGGAUGGACAGAGAUCGCCGAAGAGGACCUGACACCCGAGAGAAGCAGCAAGGCUGUCAAUAAAUGCAUUGUAGACCUGUCCCUUGGUAGAAACGAUCUUCUGGACGUGGUUGGUCGAUGGGGCGACGGCAAAGAUUUGUUCAUGGACUUGGACGAAGGCGCCUUGAAGUUGAUAGACCCAGAAAAUCUUACUGUUCUCAACACUCAACCGAUUCAUACAGUCAGGGUGUGGGGUGUUGGCAGAGACCACUGCCGCGAAAGGGACUUCGCAUACGUGGCAAGAGAUCGAUCAACACGGAAGCACAUGUGUCACGUGUUCCGCUGCGACAUACCGGCGCGCACGAUCGCGAACACGCUACGCGACAUCUGCAAGAAAAUCAUGAUCGAACGAUCGCAACACCAGAACCUUGCGAAGCCCGUGGACAUCAAUGGACGAACGAGCCUGGCCACGAGACCCACCAAUCUGCCUACAGAGCAUCGACGCUUCCAAAGAAAUGGUCAAGCACUAGUCACACAAUCCUUUCCAACGCCGAUGGAGGAGCCAAAGAAGGUGUUACAGGCGCAGUAUCUUGGAUCAGUACGAGUCUCUCAGGCCACAGGCAUGAAGGUUCUGAACGACGCGAUAGAUCAAACCGUAGCUAUGACACCUAUCAACGAGUGGCGAAACGUGAAAGUUGCCGUCGCGCCCAGCAUGAUCUCUAUCCUUACACCGAACGAGGAGAGUAUCACCGAGUGUCGAGUACGUUACUUGUCAUUCCUCGGCAUCGGUCGAAACGUGAAACAGUGCGCCUUCAUAAUGCACACCGCGCAAAAUCUCUUCUUCGCACACAUCUUCAACUGCGAGCCCAGCAGCGGGGCCCUUUGCAAAACCAUCGAGGCCGCCUGCAAGCUGAGGUACCAGAAAUGCUUAGACGCACACCCGCUGGGCUUCAAGCACGCCACCAAACUGAGCAAUCCGAAAGAAAGAAGACUGGGCAGCACUCUGCAGUCCCUGGUUGGCUCUCUGACUGGACGUAGAAAUAAGCAGGGAACUGUGGCCGCUGCCUGCUGAGCGAGAGGUGAUCCGACACAGACAUCUGCAGUCGCCCCUGACCUUGAAAUACUUUAGCGAAUCGCCGCCGAGCGCGACACCGAGGUCACUACUUUCGCCCUCUCCGGACAGCAUAUACUACUAAUACUACUUAUACUAAUUACCACAGCUAUAGUGGACUACGCUUACGUGUGUCGAUAUGAUGUUAUGUAUGUUAAACGCAGUGUCCGACAAAAAUGAAAAGAUAAAUAAUAUGAUCACGAGGUUGAACGGCGACCGACUCGUGUGGAACGACACCACGACGUUUUGGGUAGCUGGAGACACUCCUCGGGAUCGGGAGCAUCAUCUCACGUGGAGACUCACGCGCUCGUUCCACCCUUUGGCAGUCACCAGAAUAUCGAUGGUAGACCUUUGUAGCCAAGGGUGGAACUAUGAUCGACGCCACAAGGGAUACGGCGAUCAGGGAGCGGUGAAUCCCGGGAAGAUGGGACAAAUGAUAGCGAAGAGAUCGAAUCUGUAUAUACGGGAUGACAAUUAUCCCGGUGAACUUAGUUAAUUCGCUGGAUAUUCAACCGGGAAAGUCCGGGAGGAAUGAAAGGGGAACCGGUGUGCGAGUGUUACGGACUGACUGAAUAAAAAUGUAGUGUUCUAGCGUAUCCACGAGGCAUUCGAUGAUUAAACAGAGAUAAAACGGGCGAGAUGAAGUCAGAAGCUAUAGAGAGCUUAAAUGUACUUAACUUACAUGUGUAUUCUCGGGUGUACAGAUUAGAGAAGCGAGACGAGGAUGACCAGGCAUCACAACACGAACCUUCACACGUGAGACACGUAUUAUAGAGGAACACACCACGCAUAUAGGGACACCCACACGGCCGAAAAAACAACACGCGCGUACGGGCGCACACGUUAUAUACAAAGAAGAAGACACACAUACACGUACACAGGAACACACAGGCAGGUAAUAGGGAGUUUAUUUUUUAUGGCGAACUGUAGAAGAGCUUGGCACCUUGCGAACAAAAAUAAAGGCGACACGACGAAACUUUACCGCGACCGUCCUUUAAAUCCACGGGGAUGAAGAGGAGCCGAGACCGAACGAAGACGAAUCGGAGGUUAUGUACCGAUCAUGGACACGCAAUAAACACUAAUUAUCGUACGCACAAUCGCUGUGCAAUAAACGCUAUAAAGCCCGCCUGCACGCGAGCGAGCGAUCACCUUAGGAGCCGUUGCUUCACGGCGCAAAACGUUGACCCGUUGUCAUCGUUAACCGCCGAGCGAUCGUUAUCGCUGACCGCUGUCACGCUGAAGCCGCAAUGCCGCAAUCAGCAUUUCACGAUAAUAAAGUUUUCGUGAAACUAGACACCCACCGACUAUUGUCCACAGAGCUUAUUCAUUCUUGAUGGUGCACGUAUACAUGUACGUUGUCCU
Messenger RNA from Dufourea novaeangliae, 3795 nucleotides. RefSeq names its product amyloid beta A4 precursor protein-binding family B member 2-like. NCBI's taxonomy places the organism in Eukaryota, Metazoa, Arthropoda, Insecta, Hymenoptera, Halictidae. Gene Ontology annotation, biological process: regulation of DNA-templated transcription. The record is from RefSeq and is a predicted model, not a curated record. Gene Ontology annotation, molecular function: transcription factor binding; amyloid-beta binding. Bases 1 to 2394 code for a protein of 797 amino acids. Gene Ontology annotation, cellular component: nucleus; cytoplasm. The transcript has 14 exons.